AUGUUACGAAAAUGCCCACAUCAUGGUAUCCAAGACCCUGAUAUUUUAUAUAUUUUCUAUCACGGUAAACCCUCUGCUAGAAAUGUAAUUGAUGCAGCAUCAGGAGGAUCAAUAAUUGGAAAAACUACUGUAGAAGCAAUGCAAUUGCUUAAUGAGAUUUUGAAAAAUGCUGUUCAAUGGCCCUCAGAUAGAAUUAUUAUCAAGAAAACAGUAGGAGUAAAUCAAGGUGAAGCUUUGAAUUCAUUGACACAACAAAUUGCGACCUUAACACAAAAAGUUGAGGCUUUUCAGGUAGGUGCUCACUCAUCAUCCCAACUUGAGAAUUGUGAUGUUUGUCAAGGAUUUCAAUGGUGUAAUCCUAAUGGUGCUGAAAAUCCUCAAAGAUUUUUUAAUCAAAAGCAGCAGGUACAAGGACCACCUGGUUUUCAAAAUCAAAAUAGAGGGCAACAAAAUUUUCAACAAUAUCAGCAGCAGCCUCAAAGAGCUCAUCAACAAAGUCUUGAAGACCUGAUGUACAAAUUCAUUAAGGCUACUGACAAGAAGGUUGAAAGUCAACAUUCACCUAUCAAAAAUUUGGAAAUUCAGGUAAGUCAAUUAGCAACCCUCAUGUCUGGACAAAUUCAAGGUGCUCUACCAAGCAACACUGAGAAAAAUCCAAAAGAACACCUCAAAGUCAUCUCUCUACGAUCAUGUAAAUCUCUUGAUGAUCCAUAUGCAUAUAGAGAAGGAAAGCCACAAGAAGUGGAAAAGGUAAAUGAAGGUGAGAAUAAAAUAGAAUCUAAGUUUCCAAAAAAACAAAAGAAUAAAGGAAAAAAUGUACAAGAAAAUAAAUUGAUAACAAAUCCUCACUUUGUACCUCUCCCUUUUCCCCAAAAGAUGAAAAGAGAAAAGCUUGACAAACAGUUUUCAAAGUUUUUAGAUAUUUUGAAGCAACUUUACAUUAACAUACCUUUCACAGAUGCUUUGACACAAAUGCCUUCAUAUGCUAAAUUUCUCAAAGAAAUUUUGUCAAGUAAAAGAAAAUUGGAAGAAGUUUCAGUGGUUAAACUUACAGAAAAAGGUAGUGCUAUACUUCAAAAUAAACUUUCACAGAAACUUGGUGAUCCGGAAAGUUUUACAAUUCCUUGUACCGUAGGAGGUACUCACUUUGAAAAGGCAUUAUGUGAUUCGGGUGCUUUAAUAAAUCUAAUGCCUUUUUCAAUUUUCAGGAAAUUAGAACUUGGUGAAAUGAAAGAUACUGGUGUGUCUCUUCAAUUAGAUGAUCAAAGUACUAAGAGACCAAAAGGAAUUAUUGAAAAUAUCCUUGUUAGAGUUGGUAAAUUUGUAUUUCCAGUAGAUUUUAUAGUGCUUGAAAUGGAAGAAAAUACUGAGGUACCAUUAAUUUUAGGUAGACCAUUUCUCGCAACAGGGAGAGCAAUUAUUGAUGUUCAUCAAGGACAAUUAAUAUUGCGAGUUGAUGAGGAAAGAGUGAUUUUUGACAAGCAAAAAAUAAUAAAAUUUCCUGGGGAUGAGUCAUCAUCAUCUUGUUUUCAAAUUGACUUACUAGAUGACCUUGUAGACGAAUACAAAGAUAAUCAGUUAAUUACCGAUUCAUUGGAGAGAUGUUUGGCUAGGUCAGGUACCAUAAGUGAUGAUAGCCCCGUAAUUAGAGAAGAAGUUGAAAUUCUAGAAAAAGAGUCAGAAAAUGAGAAAGUCUCACAAGAAGGAGUUCAAUUAAAAAUUGAACUCAAAGAACUUCCUUCUCAUUUAAAAUAUGUGUUUCUUAAACCUGAAUUAUUUCCAGUAAUCAUUUCAUCUUCUUUGACUAUAGAACAGGAAAGCAAACUCAUUGGAGUCCUGAGAAAAUACAAAACUGCCUUAAGGUGGACUAUAGCUGAUAAAGGAAUCAGUCCAGCUAUUUGUAUGCAUAGGAUUCUUAUGGAGAAUGAUUAUAUGCCAAUAGUCCAACCCCAAAGGAGACUAAACCCAGCAAUGUAA
Molecule: messenger RNA, 1977 nt
Organism: Nicotiana tabacum (common tobacco)
Lineage: Eukaryota; Viridiplantae; Streptophyta; Magnoliopsida; Solanales; Solanaceae
Source: RefSeq, a predicted model, not a curated record